AUGAAAGGGGAAAGUAAGCCGAUUACGGACCCAUCUGGCCGCUUCGAAAAGAUUGAUGUGGCGUUAUCAGUCCAUAACAAUGUCAUUUGCUUUAAAUCAUUUGACAGAGAAAAUGGUCUAGAAGUUUCAUGGUAUGAAGUUGAUUGCCAGAACUUGAACGAUAAGCAGAAAUUCGCUCUCGAGCAGCGCGCUCAAGUUGUGAAAGGAUUCAAAAAAAUAAAUCUCCUCUCAGUUUUUGCUUAUUGGUUUAAUUCCGAAAGAACAAUCUUUUAUUUCAUUACAGAAUCAGUUAAUUCUAAAUCUGUCUUCGACCGAGUUAAACGAGACCAGCCAUUAAGACCCCGUGCAAUCGUUCGUUGGCUUGGCUCAGUUCUCCAAGCUUUAAAUUUCUUACAUACCCAGCAGACACCUUUUGCCCACAGCCGUAUUGAAUUAUCUUCAAUAUUCAUCAAGCAGAGUCGUCAAGUUCUCAUUCCUCCAUUACUUAAUCCGGCAUUGCUUCGUCCAACCUCGAAUCAAAUCAGAAUUCGUUAUACCACUCCUCCGGAAGCUUUGAUUAAUCAGGUAUGCCCAGCUUCCGAUAUUUGGGGACUUGGCAUUGCAGUUUUAUAUUCUACAACAUCAGAACAACCAUAUUCAGAAUGUACAUCACCAUAUCAGUUUAUACAGAAAUUGCGUUCAUUUACCCCUCCAGCUAGCCUUCAGAAAGUUCAGGAUGUCUACUUAAAGAACUUCAUCGAGCAAUGUCUCAAGCCAACUGACCAGAGACCAACAGCGGCAGAUCUUCUUAACCACCCGAUUUUCCAGCAGAGUUACGAAAACCCAUCGCAAGAUCAGCCUUCAGAUAUUCAAGUAGAAAUGCUUAUAGAACAGAAGGCCACAGCUAAUCCAUUUAGCUCGGCUGGAGCAAUUGGACAGAUCAAUUCUACAAUUCCAUUAUCUCGUGGUGACAAAGUUACAACAUCUACUCCUCACAUACAUAACAUCAAAUAA
Molecule: messenger RNA, 993 nt
Organism: Trichomonas vaginalis G3
Lineage: Eukaryota; Parabasalia; Trichomonadida; Trichomonadidae
Product: protein serine/threonine kinase protein
Exons: 1
Coding region: 1-993 (330 amino acids)
Biological process (GO): protein phosphorylation; intracellular signal transduction
Cellular component (GO): cytoplasm
Molecular function (GO): ATP binding; protein serine/threonine kinase activity
Source: RefSeq, a predicted model, not a curated record